Messenger RNA from Pseudophryne corroboree (corroboree frog), 2213 nucleotides. It is a transcript of the gene FRG1, whose product is annotated as FSHD region gene 1. The transcript has 9 exons. Gene Ontology annotation, cellular component: catalytic step 2 spliceosome; striated muscle dense body; nucleolus. NCBI's taxonomy places the organism in Eukaryota, Metazoa, Chordata, Amphibia, Anura, Myobatrachidae. Gene Ontology annotation, molecular function: actin filament binding. The record is from RefSeq and is a predicted model, not a curated record. The coding region runs from base 1323 to 2093 and encodes 256 amino acids.
UCUUGGUGGCUAUAGAGUAUUUUGUAUGUGCUUUAGAUAGGCAUUGUUAGACUACGUGACCCAGCAUGCCCUGCCAGUAGCUGGAAGACCCAUGUGGCUUGCUUUGUGCUCCAGUUGCGUGCCUGACACACCGCUGCCCUGCGUCUGUCUGAUUAUAAUGAGAGAUCUGAUGCUGGGGAAAUAGACAAUGUUCUAACAUCUAUCGUGUGAUCAGCAGCACUGAGCCCCCCACCCUCACUGACUCCCCCUUACUCCCAGCACAACCCCCCUGCACUGACUCUCCCAUACUCCCAGCACUGCACUCCCUCUCUUCACUGACUCCCAGCACUGCACCCCCUCACUGAUCCCAAUCCCACACUUAACAGUGACACCCACCUCACACCCAGCACUGACUACCCCUUUCUCCAAGCACCGCCCCGUCAUCCUCACUCCCUAUUAUUCCCAGCACUCCCCUCACUUCAAGCACUGACACCUACCCCCACACACACACUGACUCCCCCUUACUCCCAGCACUGCCCCCCUUCUUCACUGACUCUCCCAUACUCCCAGCACUGCACUCCCUCUCCUCACUAACUCCCAGCACUGCUCCCAUUCACUGAUCCUAAUCCCACACUAACAGUGACCCCCCCUCCCCUCACACCCAGCACUGACUACGCCUUACUCCAAGCACUGCCCCCCUUCUUCACUGACUCUCCCAUACUCCCAGCACUGCACUCCCUCUCCUCACUAACUCCCAGCACUGCUCCCAUUCACUGAUCCUAAUCCCACACUAACAGUGACCCCCCUCACACCCAGCACUGACUACGCCUUACUCCAAGCACCGCCCCGUCCUCCUCACUCCCCAUUAUUCCCAGCACUCCCUCACUUCAAUCACUGACCCCCCCCCCACACACACACACACUGAAUCCCCCUUACUCCCUGCACUGCCCCUACCCCCUCACUCACUUUCCCCUUAUUUCCAUCACUGCCCCCACCCCCUCAAUCCAAGCACUGACACCCCCAACACAGAGACUCCCCCUUAGUCCCAGCACUGCCACCCACCUCACCCCUAACUGAUCUUAAUCCCACCGAGCACUGAGGCACAGUGACUAGUGAGAAAUACAUCCACCAUACAGACUGCAAAAACGUGUUCUAUCCUUUUUGCCAAUAUUGGAAAAGUAGGGACAGAUCCUGAUUAUGUAGGGACAAACCUUUAAACCCUGUGACUGUCCCUGGAAAAUAGGGACAUAUGUACAAGUAGUUGCUGACUAUUUUCUAUCUAUCAUACUGUACAUCUGCAUUGUCUUUCUCAUUCCGGGUUCCUCUGCCGAUACAGUGUCAGAAUGGCUGAAUAUUCUCGGGUAAAAUCCACUAAGUUGGUGCUGAAGGGGAUGAAAGACAGGAGUAAGAAAAAGCACAAAAGCAAGAAGAGAAACCGAGAGGAGUCUGAAGAAGAUAAGCUGGAUAUUGUUGGAAAUUGGUGGACAGUCAAAUGCUUUGGAGACAUUUCAGGGACUGUGGCUAUUGAAAUGGAUAAAGGAGCUUACAUCCAUGCACUAGACACUGGUCUAUUUACUAUCGGAGCCCCUCACAAGGAUGAUGAUGGUCCAGCUCCCCCAGAACAAUUCACAGCCAUCAAGUUAUCGGAUUCCAGGGUUGCGCUAAAAUCUGGUUACGGGAAAUACCUGGGGAUUAAUUCGGAUGGCCUAGUCAUAGGUCGCGCAGAUGCCAUUGGUGCUAGAGAACAGUGGGAGCCAGUGUUUCAAAGUGGGAAAAUGGCUUUGCUGGCGUCAAACAGCUGCUUUGUGAGCUGUAACGAAGAAGGUGACUUGGUAGCGCAGAAUAAAACUGCAGGUGAAGGAGAAAUGAUAAAGAUUCGAUGCUGCGCAGAAAUAGAAUCAAACAGAAAAGAUGAUAUUCCUGAUGAAGAUAGGGGCAAUGUUAAACAGUGUGAAUUUAACUAUGUCAAGAAAUUUCAAAGUUUUCAGGACCGUAAGAUGAAAGUGAGCCAGGAAGACCACAAGGUUCUUAAAAAAGCCAGGAAAGAAGGAAGUUUUCAUGAAACACUUCUGGACAGGAGAUCAAAAUUGAAAGCUGACAGAUACUGCAAAUAAAAACGGGAAUCAAAACACAUCAAUAUCUGAUUUUAGUUAUUGUAAAUUGUUUUCUUGCCUGUGUGUUUUGUUUUUAUUAUUUUGCUGACAUUGCAUUAAAGAAAAGAUUUUUUUUUAAAA